GCCAACCGACUAGUUGCAAGUUGACUGUGCCGCAUGGAACACGACACCUUACGCGAAUCGAAUGAACUUACGUGAGCUGGCGACGCGACAAGUAAGAGUGAUGGUAAAGUGAAACCGUAUCGUUAAUAAUAUAGUAGUACUCAAGAAAACAGUGUGACUCACCUCGAAACGGCGCUUCCAGGUUGAAUGUUUACGUUUUUUGUUAAGAUUUGCCAUCAAUGAACUUGUGUACGAAUGCAAACAACUUUCAAAAUAACCGUUAACAACAUUCUUGGAUUUAAAAGCAAGAGCAAUGGGUAUGGGUGGAGCGAUGGACAGCUGCGGGAGGUGCAUGAAGUUCUCUCUAAUAUGUAUCAACGUAAUAACAUUGAUUGGCGGGGCUAUAGCGCUGGCCAUAGGACUAUGGGUGUGGACGUCGCGUUCUUUCUCAAGCACGUUGAUGAGCAACAACAUGUUCAUAGCGUCGGUCGGCGUGGUCGUGGCCAUGGGCGUCGCCAUAAUGAUCCUCUCGCUACUGGGAUGUUGCGGCGCCGCUAAGGAAGUCAAAUGCAUGUUGCUCACGUACUACAUUUUAGUUUUCAUCAUAUUCGUUGUGAUGUUAGUGGGAGGGAUCUUGCAGUUCGUGUUCAGAGAGAAGGUUCUGACAACCCUAGACCGUGAGCUGUACGCAUCUGUGCCCUAUUAUGGUGUCAAACACGAGUACACGAAAUCCUGGGACGACACGCAGACCUAUCUCCAAUGUUGCGGAGUGAAGAGCCCUAAUGACUGGCACGGGAAUCUCCCGGAGAGCUGCUGCAGGGAAGCCUACCCUGGGAAGAGAAUAGAUUGCAAAUCCAAUCAAAACCCGACCACGAUUUAUGUCGACGGUUGCCUUGACAAGGUCAUCGAGUUCCUGCGAGAGGACGCCGUGUAUGUUGGUACUGCUGCCAUCAUUGUCGCAAUUAUAAUGUUGCUGGCUUUAAUACUCUCCUGUGGAUUAUUCGUGAAGAUAGAAUGACAGAUUCGAAGAUUUCAUGACAGCUCCUACAAAAUUGAUUGACUGUAUGAUUCGAUGUAAUUAUUGUUAUUGUUUGCUUUGUGUUAUUAACAACGCACCGCGAAAUAUAUCUUCUGUUUUUUUUUAAUAUAAAUUAUUUAAAGUAAUACAAAAAAAUAAAGUAAAAAACAUUA
This is a messenger RNA of Bombyx mandarina (wild silkworm), 1170 nucleotides long. Its product is annotated as tetraspanin-9. Gene Ontology annotation, cellular component: plasma membrane. The record is from RefSeq and is a predicted model, not a curated record. Lineage: Eukaryota; Metazoa; Arthropoda; Insecta; Lepidoptera; Bombycidae.